AUGGCCAUGCAAACAGGGCACCUGCUGCCACCGCAGCUUGGGGCUCCGCCUGGUGCACGACGUCUCGACUCCCCCCCGCGAAGUUCACCUCGCCGGGGUUCGCCUGGACACAGCCCGCCGGCCCGCAUCGGUGAGCCUGAGUCCAGACUGAAGGCAGAUUUGUCGCUGCCGUCGCUGGCGAGGCGGAUCGAGGCCCCGAAGAAGAUGAUCGAUCCGCCAGCUGCGGUGGAGCUGAGACCCCCGACACGGGAGCUUGGCGUGGUGGGGACCGCAGACGUGCUGAGGCGCUUCCGCCGCGAUCAUGGCCUUUUCGCGGAGCUGAGUCUAGCGGAGCUGGAGGACCUGGCCGAGUUGAUCUCCCCUUUGGGGUUUCGACGAGGGGAAGUCCUCUUUCUGCGCGGGGAGCCAGCUUCUUGGCUGGGUUUUCUGAUGGCCGGAAGAGCCCAGGCAAGCCUGCCCCAGGUCACCGGCAGCGAGCUGCGCUUGGGGAACCACCAGGCAGGCGAGAUCGUCGGAAGUGCCCGGGUGGCUUUGUGGGAGAGGAGCCAUGCCCGACCCUACACGCUGAGGGCCCUGGAGGAUGGCUGCAUUGCUGUCCUGAGCUUCGAUCAACUGGAAGCUCUGCGACGGUCGCGACCCGCCUUCCACCACUCGCUGCUCAGAGUCCUGCUGAUGCAACUCGCUGACUCAUCGGGCUGUUUCUUUCGCGGCUGCCCCGUCUCGAAGCGGCUGAAGUGGAACCUGGCAGCCUUCACGGAACGCCGGGUUCUGGAUUUUCUCGUAAGGCUCAGAGAUGAAGGAAAGCUUCUCCCUUGCGCAGACUAUCAUUCCUUGCUGGCCUUGGCCUGCCGGCUCCGAGUGGCUCAGUGGCAGCCCCGUGUAAGCGUGCUGGCUCGCGGAGAGCCUUUAGAAGGAGCCCUGAUUGUCUUGGACGGCAAGUUCACAGGCUUUCGGGAUGCUGGCAGCUCGCCCUCUAUGUGGUUCGAUCCCGGAGAUGUUGUAGGUCUUGAGUACCUUCUUGGAGGCGUGCAGCCUUGCCCACUGGAUGUCUUCGCUGCCCGGCCGACCUUGGCCGCUUUGCUCCUCCCCUCGGAUUUGGAGGACCUUCGAAGGGAGUAUCCCUCCUUGGCCACGGAGAUUCUGCAAGGCUUAUACAGUAAGCUCUUCUCGGAACUCGCCACAACCCAUCCGGAGCCUCUGCUGCUGGUGGCAGAGGCCAGCGACAGACUGCAGUUCCAGCCCAGCGAGUCCCCGAUCAUCACCCCCGCACCGCUGCGCUUUGCGGGGAACCUCUCGCCCGAAGAUCUGCAGACGGCUUGUAAGCUGGCAGAAACCACGGCCCCGAUACCGCGUGGCGUCCACCCUUCAGCUCGCGUGACCUCGGCUUUCUCAGACGUCGUGGAGGGAUCUGCGUUGCGGGACGACGCGGCCAUCAGGCGCUACCUCUCGGAUCCGCACGGCUUGACAGCAUCAUGGGCAGAGCAGGAGCCCACGAAGGCUCAGUGGCUACUGGGCUCCUUCCUGACGCAGAAGCUCAUGGAGAGCCAUGGGGGCCCCGAGGGAAGAGCUAAAGCUCGGGAGGCCACAGUGGAAGCCGUGCUCAGAGCCAGCGGCCCUGGCUCCCCGCCCGGCUCGCCAACCCGCCAACCGGCGGUUCCUGCGUCUGAUGGCAGGCAGCAUCCACUGGCCGCACUUGGUGGCUUUGAAGGCUUCGGGGCCGCUGUGGAGUCCAGGCUGGGACUAAGUCCCGGAAGGUCCUCGCGGCACCGGCCAGAGUCAAGCCCGACCUCAAGGGUGCCCCUGAAGGAGGCCGGCCUGAAAUCCGUGGACAGGGAAAAGGCAUCGCGCCCGAGCUCUGCACCCCCCGGACGAGCCGUGGGCCGGUCUCAGUGGUUGAUCAAGUUUCCAGGAGCGCCUGGCUCAGGCCAAGGAGCUGAGAUGGGGAAGAUGGACCUUUGGAGCAAUCCGCCGCCGUUCUUCAGCUGUCCGUUCUGCAGCAGAAGGGUCCAGGUUCCCAAGAGUAUUUGGCCGUCCGAUCCUGGGGUUAUGGUGCGAACCGGACCCAGGAGAGGUAAAGGGCCGGAAUACGAUGGAGGCUUUCACCCGGAGAAGCGCAAGAUCGCCAGAGUGGUAAGCUCCACAUACCGGCACGGCAACCGGGCGGACUUCUACCUAGACGGCAAGAAGAUCGCGCUGGAUUCGGGCCGCUGGGCCUUCCACGAACAAAACAGGCGUGGCUUCAACAUCGUCACACUGGAUCCGGACUCUCAGCAGAUCCUCUCGGCGAUGUCCUACGACACAGCUUCGGGUGGAAAUGUGGCCGUAAGCCAGCUGGCUACUGAUCUCAAUUCGCUGCCGGAGGGCCGAAUCGUGCUCGUGGCGGUCCGUGGAUCCGGGCUGCAGUCGCUGAGCGGUGCAGCUAUUCGAGCUCUACGGCGCGUGGGUGCCACCUCGAUGGUGUCAGGCGGAAGAUCGCAGGAGGGCUACGUGCUCAUCGGCAUGAAGGGAGGCGCGGCCACGCGGCACGGCGCGAGGCGAGGCAUCUCAGACAACCGCCUCGGCUCCGAGGUGAUGCCGUUGCCGAGCGGCGAGCUAAAGACUCUGUCAUGCUCUGCGGCCAUGCACUUGCAGCGUACGCAGCUUGGUAAGAUGAGCAACGCCUGCAACACCGGCUCAAGACGCCUUCGGUUCAUGAAUUCAAGCAUGCUGACGACUCCUUACAAAGCGCUGGACGAUGCGCAGCCUGAAACGGCUCAUGUCAUGGACGUGGUGUCUCAUCAGGUAGAGAAGCUCCGCUUGCGGCAACUUCUUCGCAGCGUCGUGCUCGCAGGGAUCUCGGUGUACUCUUCGUUUAUCUACCACCAUCCAGUUGCUUCGGGCUUCUUUCGGGACAAGUCGUCCCGACUCGUCGCCUGGUCUCUGGCGUGUGCUUUGUUAGUGAUGAUGUUGGGCUUUUCUUUGCUGCAGAUGUGGUUCCUCAACACGUUCCGCGAGUUUCAGAAUGCGCUGCAUGACAAAGAUCAGCAGAAGUUUUACUCGACUCUUUUCCUCAUGUUCAAGGUGGUGCUCAGUAUCAUGCCUCUCCUGGCACUCCGGGAGCUACUCCGGGGCGCGCUCGCGUUGGAGUGGCGCCGCUACCUGACGAGCUCGCUGCUGAGCCGCUACAUCGGAGAGUCCAGGAUGUACUACCGUUUGAAGCUGUUGGGAAAGGGCCUGGAUAACCCAGACCAGCGCAUUGCCCAAGACUGCGGCGAGUUCACUGAUGCGAUUCUGCAGUUCUUGGCCCUCCUCGUGCAGAACAUCAUGCUGAUUCUGUUCCAAUCCUCGCUUUUGUUCAAGAUCUCACCCGACCUGUUUUACUUCGUGGUGGUGUACUCAAUCGUGCUGAACGUUCUCACCUUCGUCGUGUUCGGGGGGCCGCUGACACGCCUCAGGCGGCGCAUCUUGGCACAGGAGGCAUCGUUUCGUUUCGGCCUCGUGAGGGUGAGAGAACACGCCGAGUCUAUAGCUUUCUACGGUGGCGAAAGCUUCGAGCGUGGACGCUGCCAAGACCGGUUUUUCAGCAGCCUCAUGGACACACUCUACAGAAUGUUGGGCGUCACAGUCAGCUUCUCCAUCAUCUUGGCUGCUGCCACCUACGUGGUGCGAGUUGCGCCCUUCGCAGUUUUGGCAGGCAAGUACUUCAAAGGGGACAUCGAUUUCGGAGCCAUGAUGGAGGCCUUUUCGAUCCUGUCUGGCUUGGAGGAUGCCUUCACGACUCUUGUGUCCCAGAUGAGUUCAAUCACUGACAUGGGCGCGCAGGCUAUACGCAUUCAACAGAUUUGGGAUCUGGUGUCCGAUGACAGCAAAGACUUAGCAGACAGCCCUGCCAUUACGAUGGAGCGUGAUGCUGGCAGUAUCAAGGAGGAGUCCCAGGAAGUGCCGGUACUCCUUCAAAUGCAGGAGGUGACGCUUCAGACGCCGUCCGGCCAUGCGGUGCUAGUGGAGCGCUUGUCAUUCCAGCUGAGACAAGGUGAAUCGCUGCUGUUGUGCGGCCGGAGCGGCGUGGGAAAGAGCUCACUACUCAGGAGCAUCGCAGGACUCUGGGGGCGAGGCACUGGCGUCAUCCGCUGCUGCCCGCAGAAAGAGACCUUCUUCCUGCCCCAAGAAACGUACCUGUGCUUGGGCACACUUCGCGAGAACGCGACCUACCCAGAGGAGGCUGGUGGGGCCGACCUGCGAGAUGAUGCCAUACGGGAAGCUCUGGUCAAGGUCAACCUAGAUUAUCUUCACGACCGUUAUGGCCUGGAUAAGCCCGUCGACUUUGACGCAGUCCUUUCUGGUGGGGAGCGGCAGCGCUUGGGCUUCGCACGCCUACUGCUGCGCCCAAAUCUGAAGUUUGCGAUUCUUGACGAGGCGACCUCGGCAUUGGACCGGUCCAACCAGUCAGCCAUGUACGAGAACCUGCAACGGCAUGUGCAGGGCUUCGUGUCGAUAGGGCACUCCUCCAGCCUCGAGGUGUUCCACACGCAGAAGCUUGUGUUGGAAAGGUCCUCCGAAGGUGCAGCUGGCUGGCGACUGGAGUCCAUCCAACGUGCUGAGCUGAUGAAGCAUGGUCUUGGCAUGAGGAGGCGGCUGACACGACUUCGAGGUGAGCCCCGCGAUCCCCAAGACCUGGGUUGGUACUUCCUUCAGCAGAAGCAGUUCCUGGAUGACCUCAAGGUCUGCGAAGAUCGGCACGAUGCCUGGAAUUCCAAGGUCUUCGUGCAGGACGAGGAGAUCGAGAAACUGAAGAAGCAGGUGAGGGCCCUCGAAGAGGAGCGUGACGGCUUGCGCAAGGAUCUGAAGGAGACGAUGCGAGAAAGAGAUGAGUGGCAGGUGUCUGCAUUGCGAGUGAUGUCGAAACGCGAGUUUCGGUCCAGCGUGGAAGCUUUGGAAGCGGCCAGGCGAAGGCCGCUGCCGCCCUGA
This is a messenger RNA of Symbiodinium sp. CCMP2592, 4947 nucleotides long. NCBI's taxonomy places the organism in Eukaryota, Dinophyceae, Suessiales, Symbiodiniaceae. The record is from the annotation of a GenBank genome assembly.